This is a messenger RNA of Labeo rohita (rohu), 7689 nucleotides long. RefSeq names its product collagen, type IV, alpha 3 (gene col4a3). Bases 327 to 5192 code for a protein of 1621 amino acids. The record is from RefSeq and is a predicted model, not a curated record. Gene Ontology annotation, molecular function: extracellular matrix structural constituent. The transcript has 52 exons. Gene Ontology annotation, cellular component: collagen trimer. NCBI's taxonomy places the organism in Eukaryota, Metazoa, Chordata, Actinopteri, Cypriniformes, Cyprinidae.
UAACAAAACACACUUGCCCGAACCCCCUCUGACAUAUUCUUGAGGAUUCAUUGCCAACCCAAAAAGUGUGAAUUAGUUUAACCUUUAUUUCUGAGAUGGUCGCAGUGCUGCAGGUGGCACCGGAGGUAGAUUUGGAGAUCUUGCUGUUCCCCUCAGGACGCCUGAAUAGGGUGUGAAAUAGUUGCCGAUUGCACCGGUGGGAAUUGUGUUCGAGUCGGGUAUAGAUGAGAAAAUGGAUUCAUGCCUAAUACUGCGAGCGACACUUUUCGGGAUGCUGUUUCUGGGACUUCUCACUCCGGCACAAACUAAAGGGGGGUGUGUUUGCAAUGAGAAAUCAGGAUGCAACUGUCAAGGACUUAAAGGACAAAAGGGUGAUAUGGGGAUCCCUGGAUUUCCUGGUGCAGAGGGAGCUCAGGGGCAUCGAGGAAAAGAAGGCCCUCCUGGACACCGUGGUGAAGAUGGAAGACCUGGAUAUUCAGGCCUACCUGGACCUAAAGGUCCUAGGGUACGGAGUGUGGACACCAGGAUUCCCUGGCCCACCAGGACUACCAGGAUUUCCUGGGAAACAGGGGCCGAUGGGGGCUCAUGGCCUGCCAGGAUGCAACGGAACAAAGGGUGAGCCUGGUCCUCCAGGCUUUACAGGGCCGAUCGGACCUCCUGGGUUGCCGGGAAGUCCAGGAAUCCGAGGACAGAAGGGAGAAUGCUAUCACUUCCCACUCUCUCAACAACUGAAAGGAGACUGUGGUGUUACAGGAAGAAAUGGAGAUCAAGGACCACCGGGAGUAGCAGGGUUUCCUGGACCAGUUGGACCAGAGGGGCCUAGAGGCUUACCAGGAAGACAAGGCUUACCUGGACCGCAAGGAGAGAAGGGUAGAGAGGGUCAAACCAUGAGAGUACCAGGACCCAGAGGUCCAAAGGGGGAGAGGGGACCCCCUGGUACACCAGGAGAAAAAGGCAUAAAGUUAUUUGUAUCAGGACCAAAGGAGCCUAAGGGUGACACUGGGGAUCCUGGAGACACUGGAUGUCCUGGCCCGCCUGGUACUCGUGGUUGUCCUGGUCCUAAGGGGCAGCCAGGGGAAAUUGGGUAUCCUGGGGGUCCGGGUAAACCUGGAAAGGAGGGGCUGCACGGAGAGGAAGGCCCCAAGGGAAUCAUUGGAGACAGAGGAUUUCCAGGACCUACUGGAAUAAAAGGAGAAAGGGGUCCAAAGGGUGACUGCGGUGCCCCUGGUGCCCCUGGAGAGUACAUUGUAAUACCGGAAGAGGUCAAAGGUCAAAAAGGUUCUUGUGGGCCUCCAGGACCUCCUGGUCUACGAGGUAGUGAAGGUUUCUGUGGUAUUACUGGAUAUACAGGUCCUCCAGGGAUCGGCAUACCAGGACCUACUGGAACACCAGGUUCUCCAGGCUAUAGAGGUGUGAAAGGAGAAAAAGGAGAUCCUGCACCUAACAGCAGUGGACCCAAAGGAUUUGACGGCCCAUCGGGGAAACGAGGACCCCCUGGUGACCCCGGACCUCCAGGAAUUUCAAAAAUCGACACCCGCUGGGGCCCAAAAGGGUUCACGGGUGACAUAGGCCUAACAGGCCCUCAGGGUCUGCACGGAUGUGCUGGCAUACCAGGUGACCAAGGAGAGCUUUGCAGACUGUGUGCUAGUUCUGCUGAAGAACCUGGACCUCCAGGACCACCUGGAUUUUCAGGCAACCCAGGAGAGCCAGGUCAUGGAGGACUUCAAGGCAAUAAAGGAUUCCAAGGCUGCAAAGGUCCAGCAGGUCCACCUGGUCCUUCGGGUUCCUUAGGUCGUCCAGGAUUUCCAGGGCCUCCAGGGCCCAAAGGAGACCAAGGAAUAAGGUCUGAGUUUGGGGAUAAAGGCCAGAAAGGAAACUGUGGUGUAGAAGGACCACUGGGGAUAAAUGGACAAGAUGGCAGGCCAGGCACCCCUGGCUGCAAAGGACCAGCAGGAGUAAAAGGAAACCCAAGUCCUCCAGGUCCUAAGGGCAAACUAGGAGAUCCAGGGAUUUGUGGAGAGCCUGGCUGCCCAGGUCCAAUGGGCUGCCAAGGGUCAAUGGGUGUUGGGAAACCAGGGCCACCUGGAGAGAAAGGAUGUUUGGGAGUAUUGGGCCGGCAAGGAAAUCCUGGAGAACCAGGUGAGAAAGGUUCCCCAGGACCAGUACAAAUGAUUCCAGGAGACCCAGGUGAGCCUGGACUGCCUGGUCAACCUGGUCGACCAGGACUUCAAGGUAAUGAAGGUAAUACAGGAGUUCAAGGAUGCCCAGGAUUAAAUGGGGUAAAAGGAGAUAAAGGACCGUCAAUUCCAGGAUUUCCUGGAUAUACUGGUCCCAAAGGUGAUAAGGGCGUAAAAGGGAAUCCAGGUCCACCUAGUUAUGGAUGUGUAGGCCGUCCUGGACCCCCAGGACUACCAGGAAGUCCAGGUGCAAAGGGUGAAAUAACAUUUGGCUCCCCGGGGCCAAAGGGUCGGCAGGGCUUGCCAGGAGAUGAAGGGAGCCUUGGUCCAUCAGGAAUUUGUGGCCCCCCUGGAUUAUCAGGAUGUCCAGGUCAAAAAGGAAGGGAUGGAGCACCAGGAGACAGUGGUGUGCGGGGUCCUGAUGGUUUGCCUGGACAGGCUGGGAUUCCUGGAUGCUGUACGCCAGGAGCCAAAGGUGACGAAGGGCCCUUAGGCAUUAGAGGGCUAGAUGGACCCACUGGGCUGCCAGGGCUGAAGGGGCCACGAGGUGAAACUGGACCACCUGGACAGGGUUUACCUGGUAUACCAGGUGUUACUGGAAUACCUGGGAAAAUCGGAGAUUCUGGUUUGACUGGUGUCCGGGGGCGAAAAGGUUUCCAAGGUCGGGAUGGUUCACCAGGUUGUCCAGGUUCACAGGGAGAUCAGGGAUGUCCUGGAAUGGUUGGUCCACCUGGAGUAGAUGGAAAUCCUGGACCACCAGGAUGCCAGGGACCCAAAGGUUUAAUGGGUAGAAAUGGAGUGCCAGGAAAUCGUGGAAAACAUGGGGGUCCAGGAGACCCUGGAGCCUGUGGUCCAAAGGGACUGCCGUCAAAUGUUAUAAACCCUGGGGAUCCUGGUGACCCUGGCCUACCAGGUCUUCUUGGUCUACCUGGCACUAAAGGGGAAUUAGGACUCCCAGGCAAUUAUGGACAAUGUGGAAAGAAUGGAAUUCCAGGCAGACCUGGUCCACCAGGCCCUCCUGGUGACCCUGGCCAGAAGGGACUUCCUGGAAAUCGGGGUCCUGAUGGAGCCUUUGGUGAUCAAGGAAUUAUAGGAUUUCCAGGAAUGAAAGGCGACAAAGGUUUACCUGGUGUUCGUGGGGAGACUGGGACUCCUGGUGUCCCAGGUCCAAAUGGACCAAAGGGGAUCAAAGGUGAUACCAGCUGUCCUGGGUUAGGGCCUCCAGGAGAACCCGGUCAAAAGGGUGAACCAGGUUGUCCAGGGCGUAAAGGGGAAAAGGGUGACAGGGGUAUAUGUGGGUGGAGCGGGCCCCCAGGUUUAUCAGGGGCUCCUGGUGAAAGAGGUGAAACUGGAGUACCAGGAGUGCCAGGACCCCCAGGAGCCCCUGGUGAUGAAGGUUUAGCUGGGUGCCCAGGUCCUCUUGGAUAUACAGGGCCCUGUGGUCCACCAGGUAUUUCAGGUUCAGCUGGAGAUUCAGGGCCUGUAGGAUUUCGUGGAGACCAAGGCAGGGAUGGCAUUCCAGGACCGGCAGGGGACAAAGGAGAUAGAGGGCCCCUGGGAAUUGGAGAUCCUGGCCCACGUGGCAUCAAGGGUGAGAAAGGUGCAAAAGGCUGUUCUGGACCCCGAGGGCCAUGUGGACCACCAGGACCCUGCGGUCAAGCUGGAGAUCCUGGGACUCCGGGCAAACCCGGGGAAAUGGGGCCAUGCGGGAUUACAGGUUCACCUGGUGUCUGUAUCAGUGGUCCAAAAGGGGAGCAAGGAUGUAAUGGAUCACCUGGGGUAACAGGACCCAGAGGACCACGUGGUCCUCCUGGCGAUCCAGGUCCAGGUAUAAAGGGAGAUAAAGGAGACAUUGGGCCCCAAGGGCUAGUGGGACAACCUGGUUGUGCUGGUGACCGGGGAGUUCCAGGGUUGCCAGGUAGAGAUGGAAAUACUGGUUUAAAGGGUCCAAAAGGAAAUACGGGGCCAUUGGGGUGUGUUGGGCCAGUCGGCCACAAAGGACAGUGUGGUCAAGCUGGGCGUCUUGGAUUAAAAGGUUGCAGAGGAACUCCUGGAGCUAAAGGGCCUAAAGGAUGUGAAGUUGUGGCUCAGGUCAAAUCUCUCCCAGGAGACCGUGGUCUUCCUGGACAAUUUGGGGAAAAAGGAGAACCAGGAGAACCAGGAGCUCAAGGCUUAGAAGGCUUAAUAGGAACACAAGGUCAAAAGGGCAGUAGUGGUGCAGAUGGAGUUCCUGGAUUUAGGGGGAUACCUGGACCGAAGGGAGACACUGGCCCAAAAGGACCAAAAGGUUUUCGUGGUGCGAUGGGCAAAGGAGGUCCCAAGGGUUUACGAGGUCCACCUGGGACAAAAGACGGUUUCCUUUUUACCAAGCAUAGUCAGAAAAUAAGUAUACCAGACUGUCCUCAUGGGUCAAAGCUUGUGUACUCUGGAUAUUCGCUUCUCUUCGUCAACGGCAAUAACCGUGGACAUGGGCAAGACCUAGGGACUGUGGGAAGCUGUUUGCAGAUGUUCUCCACCAUGCCCUUUCUGGUGUGCAAUUCCAACAAAACUUGUCAGUACGCCUCUCGAAAUGAUUACUCCUAUUGGCUGUCUACAGAUGCUUCCAUGUCUCCAACCAUGGACUUGAUAUCUGGUGAAUCGUUGGGUAAUUAUAUCAGCAGGUGUUCAGUAUGUGAGGCACCAACUAAUGUAAUAGCAGUCCACAGCCAGACCAUGGAAACCCCAGAGUGCCCUAGAGGAUGGUUUUCACUAUGGAAAGGUUACUCCUUUGUAAUGCAAACGGGUGCUGGCGCAGAAGGUUCCGGGCAGCCGCUGGUCUCUCCUGGAUCUUGUCUGGAAGAAUUCCGGAUGAUUCCAUACAUUGAGUGCCAGGGCAGUGGCCUCUGUAACUUCUUUUCUGAUUCCUACAGCUUCUGGCUUGCAUCACUUGAUCCUAGCAAAAUGUUCAGUAUUCCAAUCCCCCAGAAAACAAGACAGAAUGACAUCAGCCGCUGUCGGGUCUGUAUGAAGCAGUAGUUCUUAAGUCAGAGGUGACUUGAACUAUGAACUUCCAGCAGUCUUUUUUUCAUGACUUGUAUAAUCUCAGUAGGAUCCACGACGUUUACCCGGAAACAACUGGAUAUAAGUGAUUGUCAUUAUGUUUGCUGUGGUCCAGUGGUCCAAUUUAGUUUAAAGUGCCCCUAUUAUGGAUUAAAAAAGGUUCAUAUUUUGGUUUUGGGAGUCCCCAACAACAAGCUGACAUGCAUGCAAGGCCAUAAAACACUUUUAUUGUCUUAUAAUAUGCAUUUAUUUUUACCUUAUUUGCUCAAUGACUCCCAAACGGUUCGUUAAAGCGAAUCAUUCGUCCAAACCACUCCUUUGCUGACACUAAUCUGCGGGGAUUGGUCCGAUGACUUAGUCUUUUGUGAUUGGUUUAACGUUACUGCGUGCAGCGAAUUUCAAACACGGAACGCCCAUCACCGUUACUCUAGCCCACAACUCGGUGGUAAACAACAACACCCAAACAGCCACAGUAUAUGUGUCAACCCAACGCAGAAAUGUAUUGAUAAACUAAAUACGUAUUUUGCAUGAUACAGAGUAACGUUACAUGAGAGCAACACAUUUUAAAGGAUUACUCCACUUUCAGAAUAAAAUGUCCUGAUAAUUUACUCACCCCCAUGUCAUACACGACAUAAUGUUACACCAUAUAACACACAACUACGUAUUUUGAACGAUCGCUAGAAAAUACAACCAUCAAUUAUUAAUCACACUUACAGGUAGAGGUUCAGAGGAGCAAGACGGUCCAAAUAAACUGGUCACUGAUCCAUCUUUUAAGAGCAAGCCUUUGGUGAAUCCCGCAUUGCACUUAGGAUACAGCGUCUUCUCGACAUGAUGUAAACCAUAUGGAAAUUUUACUGUGUUUGUGGGCGGGCAAGUUGUUCGCAACAUAGAAUGUGGGUGGACAUUAUGCAAAUGUGUUACUUCAUGACGUACAGCCGUAACAGAAAAAGAUUUGAAUUCCUGACGACUCGUUCAGGCUAUUGUGAACCGACUCUUUUUUUUGAUAGACAAUAUCUUUAUGUAUCGUGCACUGUCGGCUUCACAACUUUGCAGAUAGUUUAUGUUCACAUACAGCUACAUGACACACUGCAUGAAAGGUCAUACUUGAAAAGGCAUAAUAGGAGCACUUUAAUAUAUAUGUAUAUACACUACCAGUCAAAACUUUUUGAACAGUAAGUUUUUUUUGUUUUUUGAAGAAGGCUCACCAAAGCCUGCAUUUAUUUGAUCCAAAGUACAGCAAAAACAGUCAAAUUUAAACUAAAAAAAUAACUAUUAUUAAAGUUUUCUAUUUGAAUAUAUUUUAAAAUGUAAUUUAUUCCUGUGAUCAAAUCUGAAUUUUUAACAUCAUUACUCCAGUCACAUGAUCCUUCAGAAAUCAUUGUAAUAUUCUGAUUUGCUGCUAAAAAAAAAGAAAUUAUUAUCACUAUUAUUAUUAUUAUUAUUUUUAUUAUUAUGUUGAAAAUAUAACGUCGGGUCUCUGAUAAAUGGAAAGUUCAGAAGAACAGCAUUUAUUUCACAUACAAAUAUUUUGUAAUAUUAUAAAUGUUUUAUCAUCACUUUUGAUCAAUUUAAAGCAUCCUUGCUAAAUAAAAGCAAUUUCUGUUAUUUAUUUUCAGAAAAAAAAAAAAAUAUAUAUAUAUAUAUAUAUAUAUAUAUAUAUAUAUAUAUUGACUCCAAGUUUUUGAGUGGUAUAGUGUAUAAUGUUACAAAAGCUUUUUAUUUCGUAUAAAUGCUGAUCUUUGGAUCUUUCUAUUCAUUAAAGAAUCCUGAAAAAAAGGUACUCAACUGUUUUAAAUAUUGAUAAUAAUAAUAAUAAAUAUAGCUGCAAGCAGCAAUAGCGGGGCCAAGCACAGCAAGGAGAACAGACCAACUACAACAAUGAGUAAUUAAAGCCAUUUUAGGAUGAUGUCAGUUGAAAUGGCUGAAAAAUCAUAAAUACAACCAAUAGUAAUAUAAUUGAAUGGCUUAUCACUUUUGACCAAUAGGUGGUGCUGUUUUCAAAUUGAUCUGGUGUGUUCUGUGUGAAGUAAAAAUGACAUUAUGUUUGGUGUCAUUAUGUCAAAACUUUACAGAGAUACAGCCUCAGAGUCAUUUUGGCAUCAUGCCUCAAAUGUAUUGUGGCGCUGUACGAAAACAGUUUUGUCUAUCGACACAAAAUCCAUAACUUUGUGUGAGCACAGUCUGAAGAUGAUUUGAGUCCAAUUUGGUGAAAAUCGGACCAACUACACUAAACGGAAACUGUUUCGUAUAUCGACACAAAAUCCAUAACCUUUUGUCAGCAAGAUCUGAAGAUGAUCCGAGUCAAAUUUGGUGAAGAUCGGACUAACGGUCUAGGAGGAAUUAGAAAAAGUAGGUUUUCAACAUUAAUCAAAAUGGCAGAUAGGAUGUUUGGCCAAUAUUGGCAUAAUGGGUAUCAAUGUUCUUGUUAAUUUCAUUACAGUAGGCUAAUGUAAACAGUUAUUAGCAUUUUUGU